AUGGCGUCAACCGAGAUAGCGAGGCAAGCGGGUGAAGGUGCUCGUGCUGUCCCUCUGGCAGGCCAUGUCGGUUUCGACAGCAUGCCUGACCAGCUGGUCAACAAGUCUGUCAACCACGGUUUCUGCUUCAACAUCCUCUGUGUUGGUGAGACAGGCCUGGGGAAGUCCACCCUGAUGGACACGUUGUUCAACACCAAGUUUGAGGGCGAGCCCACCCAGCACAACCAGCCGGGAGUUACGCUCAAGUCCAACACCUAUGAGCUCCAGGAGAGUAACGUGCGCCUCAAACUUACUGUCGUCAACACCGUGGGCUUUGGGGACCAAAUAAACAAGGAAGACAGCUACAAGUCUAUUGUGGAGUUCAUUGACGCCCAGUUUGAAGCAUAUCUACAGGAGGAGCUGAAAAUCAAGCGCACGCUACACAGCUACCACGACACCCGCAUCCACGCAUGCCUGUACUUCAUCGCUCCCACAGGACACUCACUUAAAUCCCUGGACUUGGUGACCAUGAAGAAACUGGAUAGCAAGGUCAAUAUUAUUCCAAUCAUUGCCAAGUCGGAUGCCAUCUCCAAGAGCGAGCUGGCCAAGUUCAAAAUCAAGAUCACCAGUGAGCUGGUCAGCAACGGUGUUCAGAUAUACCAGUUCCCCACUGAUGACGAGUCUGUGGCAGAGAUCAACUCCACCAUGAAUAGCCAUUUGCCAUUUGCCGUGGUUGGCAGCACGGAGGAAGUUAAGAUUGGGAACAAGAUGGUGAAGGCCCGACAGUACCCCUGGGGGACGGUGCAGGUGGAGAAUGAGAAUCACUGUGACUUCGUCAAGUUGCGAGAAAUGCUGAUCAGAGUGAACAUGGAGGACCUGCGAGAGCAGACUCACACACGUCAUUAUGAGCUCUACCGCCGCUGCAAACUAGAGGAGAUGGGUUUCAAGGACACAGACCCUGACAGCAAGCCCUUCAGUCUUCAGGAGACGUAUGAAGCCAAGAGGAACGAGUUCAUGGGAGAGCUCCAGAAAAAAGAAGAGGAAAUGAGACAAAUGUUCGUCCAGAGAGUCAAAGAGAAGGAGGCUGAGCUCAAAGAAGCAGAGAAAGAGCUGCACGAGAAGUUUGACCGUUUGAAGAAGCUCCACCAGGACGAGAAGAAGAAACUGGAGGAGAAGAAGAAGUCCCUCGAUGACGAGCUCAACAUGUUCAAACAGAAAAAGACUGCUGCAGAGCUCUUGCAGAACCAAGCCCAGCAAGCAGGAGGCUCCACCACACUCAAGAGGGACAAAGAGAGGAAAAAUUAACUCCUCCCACACUUGCUGCAUGCUGCAUGAGGCACCUUUUCUGCAUAGGAUUCCUGUAGAAAAAGUGCUCCCUUGUGGCGAUCCUGCUGUGAAUGAGUUCCCACCCCAUCAUCCUUUACAGUCCCCCUUCCCACCCUCACCCUCACCCCAUAAUUCAACCCUCCCUUCCCCCCUCCCCCGCUCUCUGGAAGACGCUGGGCAUUGCUAGCAGUUUGACAUCACUUAUUUUGCUGAAUGAUGCUUGUCUGUUAUAUGGUUUGUUACAAGCAAUUAUUCAGCUUGUUUUUUUUUUUUUUUUUUUUUUACAAAUAAGUAUUUACAAAAAAAAAAAUUUGCAUUCCAUGUUUGUUUUUAUAUUCAGUGAUUCUUUGCAUGAUGGAGUGAGCUUUUUUUAAUAUUAACUUACAUGACUACUGUUGUGAUGGGCAGAAAUGUACUGAAGCAUAAAGUGAAACAUGCAUCAGACGGUGGGACCUGAGUGUGUACGUGUGGAGAGGAUCUGCAGUAGAUUACAGCCGAGACAGAAUUAAGACGGAUGAGGAUUAAUGCAAGAAUGUUAAGACGUUGUUAAUGUAUAAAACUGAUCUAUCUUCAGAUUAAAGGGAUGCAAUCAGAUUAGUGAGCCUUCAUUUUACAUGCAACAGCAGUCUCUUAAAUAACUUAAUAACUCUUGAAAACAACAAUUACCAACAUAACUUGUUAUCUGAAAGUCACUGGCUGGGGUCCAGCUGGUUUGUUAUUAGUUUAAAGUUAUAAUCCUAAAGAUUUCAGUGAUGGCGUGCAGUGGAUUACUACAGCAAACACUCGUUGAGCUGCUACUUUGUGAGUAAAGAGUAACUGUGGUCCUGCCAAGCCAAACAAGCUCACAUUGGCCUGUUUCUCUGCACUCAGUAGAGGACAUAUCUCGACCGAGGCCCAAGAGACCCCUAUUAUACUCACUCGCUCAAACUGGCCAUCUAGAUACGAUAGAUUUCUCAUUAAAGAUCCAUUAAUUAUUCUCUGAGAUAAUAAUGAAAAUGCAAAACAAACAAAAGAAACCAUCCUCUCUUGCAGUGUUGCAGAGAAAUUGCUGGGAUCCGUCCAUUUAUCUCGAUACACAUCCAAAGGUAAAGGGGUCUAUUCUGGGCCAAGACCCGUCCACCAGCCAAGCUUCCUGAUAAUCCGUCAAGUGGGGGUUUUUUUUUGUCAUCCUGUUGACAAACCAACUAACAUAUAGACAUAUAGAUGACACGCAGUCAGAGGUAAUGACUGCAUGCGGGGAUCCUGCGCCAGUUCUCCGCCUCCUCCUCUGUCUGAAUGUCUCGGAGGCGGCGAGUGGUAAAAAUUUCACUCCGGCGCUGAUCCGCCUCUGGAGGUAGUGUCAGAGGUGCAGCAUUAGCGAACCGAACCAGUGUGAAUGGAUAAAUCCUGCUGACAAACCAACCAACAGAUGACAACGACGGCAUGUUUGAUCAGUCAUCACUAUUGGCACAAAUCAUAGUGACGUUACGCGUGGUGAGUUUCAAAAAGCCAGCCCGUGUUUUGCCAGAAGAAACACUUUCACUGUGAAGCAGCAGGAGCAGAAAAGUAGAAGUAGCUGUAACUGCGUACAGCUGUAGGAGAGUAUUAUUAAAAAAAAGAGUAUUUUUUUUUUCAUGGAAUUAUAAGGAAUAUAACUUUAACGCUCCCACCUACAGCCACACUGUGUACUGUGUAUGUUAGAUUAUUAAGAAGAACUGAAUUGUAGACUGAAUUUGUUUCUGUGUUGACGUCCCUCUGCUGAUGCUGUUUCACUUUAGCCUGAUGCAUGAGUAGUUGUGAGCCUAAUCUCUUUGCCACUUCUCCCAUACCUCAUUCAUUGUCAUGUGUUAUGUGCAUACUUGUCUUAGCUUUUCACAUUUGCACUUUUUUUUUAUACACAAAUGUGAUGUUUUUUCUUUAAAAAAAGUAUAUAUUAAUGUUGUCAGUGCAAUUGUAACUUUCUUUCUUUUUUUUUUUUUUUACAUUUUGUUUUAUAUGAAGGCACAUUCUAAAGUCAAUCAUCAGGAUGUCCCACUUCGUCCUGCAGGGGACCCGUGUUUGUUUGUAUCAGUGUUACGCAUAAAAUAAAUAUUAUAUCAAAAGAAAAUAAAGGCCAAUUUUUCACCAAAUAUAA
Molecule: messenger RNA, 3418 nt
Organism: Acanthopagrus latus (yellowfin seabream)
Lineage: Eukaryota; Metazoa; Chordata; Actinopteri; Spariformes; Sparidae
Gene: septin6
Product: septin 6
Exons: 11
Coding region: 1-1284 (427 amino acids)
Biological process (GO): cytoskeleton-dependent cytokinesis; cilium assembly
Cellular component (GO): septin complex; cell division site; microtubule cytoskeleton
Molecular function (GO): molecular adaptor activity; GTP binding; GTPase activity
Source: RefSeq, a predicted model, not a curated record